UAAAGUAUAUAUGUAUAUAUAUGUAUGUGUGCGUGUGUAUGAAAUUCCAUGGUAACAACAGUCAAAACAAAUAAUUUCUCAAUGUAUACUGGGAUUUUUUGUUUGUCGAUUAAUAUGUUGAGUAAUUAAAAUAAUUAAUUAUCAUUAAAAUGUUGGUUUAAUUAGUAGUUAAAAAAUAAACAUAAAAUUGAUGACUUAAUAAAUUGAUAUUGUUAUGAUUGGAUCGAAUUUUUUUGGGUGAAAAAAAAAAUGGAACGAGCGAUAAGUUCAAAAUUAAGCAGCAGCCGGUGGUUGGAAGCUGUUUGGGAACCCAGUGCCAAAUUAAAUGUUUUGCCUGGUGGUCUCGAGAUGAUGGAUGUUGCUGGGGAUGGUGAAGCUCGACUUAUUGCUAUCGAUUUGGGUGAUGAGCUUGCGGAUGAUGCAAAGGUACGUGUUUUCAAAGGAAGUGAUCAAGUACAAGAAUAUUCAAUGUUACACCCACCAUGUGGAGUAGUUGGAUUUUAUACCGAAAAUAAUGAACCCAAAUCAGCAGUAGUCGCAGUAGCUUCUUGUACUGAUAUAUUUUUUUAUAAAAAUAUGAAGCCACAUUUCAAAUACUCUUUACCAUUUUUAGAUGCUCAUCCUAAAGAAAAAGAGAUUUGGCAUAAAGCUGGAGUAGAACAAGAAGUAAAUAUAAAAGUUCUUUAUGAAGAUUUAGAGUUACUAGUAAAAGAACUGGGUUCAUCUUUCAUAUCACCGCGUACUUUGAAAUUUUUGUCACUCGAUGAAAAUCUACGAUAUGAAUUCGCUGAUUUGUAUCGAAGCGUUCCUUUGAAUCGACCGGAUUGUGCGACGACUAUUGGAACCAUCAGAAAAGAUUCGUGGAAUGAUCCAGCAAGUAGUUGUCUAGUUAUUGGUACCGAGGAAGGAUUUAUCUUAAUUUUGGAUCCCAGAUCGUUCCAUUUGGCGGAAAAAUUCCAACUGGGUUGGGCUCCAGUGACGACAGUCAGUGCAGGCUUGUGGUCUGGUGAAGGGCAAAUAUUCGUUGUCUCAAGAGAAUUUGAGAUCGGCACACUGAGGAAAGGUUGCGGGACAAUAAAACUUUGGGAAGAUCUGGCGGCUCCGGCUGUUGCGAUGAGUAUUUUACCUGGCGAUGGCCUGGCAGUCGUGAUAAUGACCGGAAUCGUUAUCGGUUUUACUGGCAAAGGUCAAAAGUUAUGGGAAAUAAAAUUACCUGGCUUAGCACUUGAUAUGAUAAGUAUUCCUGUUCAACAAUCUGGCUUAUCAUUACUUGCUGUCAGUGUGCCCAAAACAGGAGUUGUCAUUUAUGAUUCACAGCACCAUGUUGAUACGAUCACUACUUUUGAACCAAUUUCUGCUAUGAAGUUUGGUAGAAUGGGGCAAGAAGAACGUGCAUUAGCAAUGGUAACAAUUAACGGAGGGCUAUGUGUCAAAAUACUAAAACGUACAGCUAAUUUUAGUACGCGAUCUAGUACAACGUCAGCAAGCAACACAACCGAAACCCCCCAUACUAAAUUUUCAAUUCCAAAAAAAUCCCGAUUGUUUGUCGAACAAACGAUGCGCGAAAGACAGGAAGCCAAAAAAAUUUACCAAAGUUUCGAGCAGAGUUUUUUGAGGCUGCAAUUGGCCGUGGAAAAAAGAGCACAUGAAGUUAUUUUUUCAAAUACUGACUCAAUAAAUAAUCCAAUCACUAUGGAAAUAAGUGUUCUUGGCCUAGGUCCGACAUAUGUGAUACGGACUUUGGUGGCGAGUAUGGCCGAAGAAACAAACGAAGCGGGACUAUUUCUGGUUUUUCGAGCCAACGAAACGACAUUCAAACCACGUGUCGUUGACUUACCUCUGCUUCCUCCCGGUAUUCCCAUGCCCGCGAUGGUCAAAGCGACUCCCAGAAGUGCCAUUUCAGAAAAAGUAAAAGUCUUAUUGUGCAGAAAAGGUAAAAUGCAACCGAUCACCAGCGCUAUUGUCAUGAUUCCCAUCGCAGAACCAGACAUCGAAGUAUAAUUAUACUUUUUUUUUGGUCUUUAGAUUUAUUCAAUGAAUUGAGAGACAAAAUGAAUCAUUAUUGUAAAUUUUGUAAUUUUUGUAAAUAAAUAAAUACAUUUUAUAGAUAUUUUACUCUCCAAUAAAAAU
Microplitis mediator is the source of this 2130-nucleotide messenger RNA. RefSeq names its product Bardet-Biedl syndrome 1 protein homolog (gene BBS1). Gene Ontology annotation, biological process: protein localization to cilium; non-motile cilium assembly. Gene Ontology annotation, cellular component: BBSome; axoneme; centrosome. The coding region runs from base 250 to 2001 and encodes 583 amino acids. The record is from RefSeq and is a predicted model, not a curated record. Gene Ontology annotation, molecular function: patched binding; smoothened binding. Lineage: Eukaryota; Metazoa; Arthropoda; Insecta; Hymenoptera; Braconidae. The transcript is spliced from 5 exons.